AUGUUACAGAGGGGCAAAGAGGCUGUGCUCUGCUGCCCCCUCGUCCCCUUGGCAGAGGUGGUCUUGGUGACAUGGAAAAUACUCCGCAGAGGCAAGCCUUCCUGCGUCCUGUCCUACAGACCAGAGACACAGGAGACCAAUGAGAACUGCAUGGACAGGAGGAUAACCUGGGUCUCCGCCCCUGGCCUGAGGCCCCAUCUUCACAUCGGCGCCGUGACCCCCGAUCUUGACGGGCAUUACCUGUGUGAAAUAGCAACACCCGAUGGGAAUUUCCAACGUGGACACGACCUCCAAGUGUUAGUGCCCCCUGCAGUAACUCUGUCUCUAGAGAAGAAUGCCACUGUAGUGUGUGAGGCGGCUACAGGCAAGCCCGCCGCACAGAUCUCCUGGACUCCAGAUGGGGACUGUGACACUAAGAAUGAAUCAGAUGUCAAUGACACAGUGACCGUCAGGAGCACGUGCCACUGGGCAGUGCACAGUGUGUCUGUUGUGACCUGCCUGGUCUCUCACUUGACUGGCAACAAGAGUCUGUCCACAGAACUGAAUCAAGGCUUCACCGGAAGCUCACAGUUGUUCUUGGUCACUCUCUAUGUGAAGCUCCCUCUUGCUGUGGCGGUUCUGUUCCUCGUGGGAUUUGCUUUUUGCCAGAAGACAAAAAAUUUCAGUACUUCUUGA
Molecule: messenger RNA, 675 nt
Organism: Jaculus jaculus (lesser Egyptian jerboa)
Lineage: Eukaryota; Metazoa; Chordata; Mammalia; Rodentia; Dipodidae
Product: cell surface glycoprotein CD200 receptor 2-like
Exons: 4
Coding region: 1-675 (224 amino acids)
Biological process (GO): regulation of neuroinflammatory response
Cellular component (GO): external side of plasma membrane
Molecular function (GO): signaling receptor activity
Source: RefSeq, a predicted model, not a curated record